AUGAGAUGGGUUCGAAGCUCUGCGCGCUUGGGCCUGCGCGCUGUAUCAUACAAAAGUGCAGCGCAAGGUCUGAAGCACACGCCCCCCCUCCCUACCUGCGUGUCAGCAAGGACAGCAGGAACAGCAAUACAGCGACCAACGGCAACCGAUGUCUCUGCUGGGCGCCCUCUUCGUGUGUGUGUGGUCGGCUCUGGGCCUGCUGGGUUUUACGUCACCAAGUACUUGCUCAAGGAAGAGGCGGAGCUGGGGUGCGAAGUCGUCAUUGACAUAGUCGACCGGCUGCCCACUCCGUACGGCUUGGUGAGGUUUGGGGUAGCCCCUGAUCACCCGGAGGUAAAGGCCGUGCAAAACGACUUCGACCAGGUUGCCUCAGAUGCCAGGGUCAGUUUUUUCGGCAACGUGUGCUUCGGGAAGGAUGUGUCAGCUGCACAACUGUCCGAGCUGUACGACGUAGUUGUGCUGGCUUACGGGGCUGCAGGAGACAGGGAGCUAACCGUCCCGGGGGCUGAUCUCGAGGGGGUGUUUGCCGCACGUGCUUUCGUGUCGUGGUACAACGGACACCCUGACUUUGCCCAUAUGUCGGAGGAGUUUGCGAAAGCCUUGGCGUCAUCCGACACGGUGGCGGUGGUUGGUGUCGGCAACGUAGCGCUAGACUGUGCGCGGAUUCUUGCGAAGGGAGCGAACGCUCUGAAAGGUUCGGACAUUUGCGAUCACGCGCUGGACGUUUUGUCCUCCGCCGGUGCUGGCCUCCGACGAGUGGUGAUCCUCGGACGUCGGGGGCAUGUACAGGCAUCCUUCACGAUGAAGGAGCUUCGUGAGCUUACGAAGCUAGACGGAGUAGCCUGUCUAGUGAGGCAAGAGGAGCUCGAGCUGAGCCGAACUCCAGCAAGCCUAGACGAGCUCAAGACAGCACGGCCAAAGAAUAGGAUAGAUGCAUUGCUCACGAAGGUGGCGGAUGGAUCUGACAGCGUGUCGGCGGAGGCGAAGGCCGUCGAAUUUCGCUUCCUGGUUGGACUCUCGGACGUACUUCCGAACAACAGCAUUCCCAACAGGGUUGGCGCAGUCCGCGUUGAACGGAAUCAGUUAGAGCUCGACGAAGCCACGGGCGCACAACGGGCCAUUGGCUCGGGCGUCAAAGAGGUCAUUGAGUGCGGGAUGGUGCUCGGUUCUAUCGGCUACCGCUGUCUUCCUGUUCAUGGCGUGCCGUACGACGAACGAAAUUCGAUCAUCGCGAACGAACGGGGGAGAGUGCAGGGGGUACCUGGCAUGUACUGCAGCGGCUGGGCUCGGCGUGGGCCAAGUGGAAUCAUCGGCACCAAUAUAACCGAUGCUAGAUCUGUGGUGGCUGCCAUCGUCGAGGACGUCAGCAGCAAGCAGCUGGCGUUGGGUGAUAAAGCCGAAAGCCGACAGGGUCUCAGAAACAUGUUGAUGGGGGGGCAAGAUGGUGCACCUGGGCUUCGCGGAUCGGGUGGGACCAAGAAAAAGGUCCAGGUAGUGGAUUGGGACGGCUACCAGAGAAUAAAUCGAGAUGAGGUAGCACGAGGAGCGAUGAAGGGCAAGCCGAGAGAAAAGUUCGUGCAUGUUGAAGAAAUGUUGAGCAUCGCCACAGCUGUUGGUGAUGAGGAGUGA
Ectocarpus siliculosus is the source of this 1629-nucleotide messenger RNA. NCBI's taxonomy places the organism in Eukaryota, Phaeophyceae, Ectocarpales, Ectocarpaceae. The record is from the annotation of a GenBank genome assembly.